UUUUUCCUUUCCCUUUCUCGUCGACCUGCAGCUGCUCUGUGUCCGUCUGUCUCCACAUGAAGAUAUCACUGACUCUUGGAUCCACGUGUUCAGUCACAUCCGGAUGUUGAACCUGCGUCCUUCUGCAUCUGGAACAUUUGGUUUCAUCAUUGAAUCACAAACCGUCAUAUGACGCUGUUUCAAACUCUGCUGCUUCCAGCGUUUGUCGUGUGACUGAUGUGGAUUCAGAAUGGAGGAGUGUGAGGACAGAGAGGAUGGAGCCCCUCCCACAAAGACCACCAGGACCCCUAUAGGACCUGGACCUGGAUUUGACAGACCCCCCAAACCACAGAGGAGAGACCCCCAUCUGGAACAUCCCACAUGGAUCAUUUUUAACAGUGGACACCGUGUCCACAGUGAGUCCUCCGUCCAGUCUGGAUCUGGUCCCAGUUGUGUGUCCAUGAAGAGUGACCAGUCCAAGGCAGAACCACUGACUUUUACGUCACAGUCACUGAUCCAACGUCCAGUCACAAACAGACAGAGAGUGGAGCAGCAGAGCUCAGAGGUUCCCAGUGGUCUACAGGAUCAGACUGAGCUGGACUCCAUAUUUAAGCUGCUGGAGGAGAACAUCUGCACUUUUGUCAAGAAUGAACUGAAGAAGUUCCACCAGGUUCUGAGUACAGAUUGCCCAGAAUGCUUAGAGAGUCUGAGUGAUGAGGAUGAAGAGCAGAGGAGGAGCUCAGAGGCUUUUCUGAAGAUCACACUGAACUUCCUGAGGAGGAUGAAGCAGGAGGAGCUGGCUGAGCGUCUGCACAGCAUUCAGCAGAAACUGAAACGUAACCUGCAGCAGAAGUUUGAGUGUGUGUUUGAGGGCAUUGCUGAAACAGGAAACCCCAAAACCCUCCUGAACCAGAUCUACACAGAGCUCUACAUCACAGAGGGAGGGGCUACAGAGGUCAACCAGGACCAUGAGGUCAGACAGAUUGAAACAGCAUCCAGGAAACCACACAGACCACCAACAACCAUCACAUGUGAAGACAUCUUUAAAACACCACCUGACAGAGAUCAACCAAUCAGAACAGUGCUGACAAAGGGCGUGGCCGGCAUCGGGAAAACAGUCUUAACACAGAAGUUCAGUCUGGACUGGGCUGAAGACAAAGCCAACCAGGACAUCCACUUCAUAUUUCCAUUCACCUUCAGAGAGCUGAAUGUGCUGAAACAGAAGAAGUUCAGCUUGGUGGAACUGGUUCAUCAAUUCUUCACUGAAACCAAAGAAGCAGGAAUCUGGAUCUUUGAAGACUUCCAGGUGACGUUCAUCUUAGACGGUCUGGAUGAGUGUCGACCUCCUCUGGACUUCAACAACACUCAGAUCCUGACUGAUGUGACAGAGUCCACCUCAGUGGAUGUGCUGCUGAUGAACCUCAUCAGGGGGAACCUGCUUCCCUCUGCUCACCUCUGGAUAACCACACGACCUGCAGCGGCCAAUCAGAUCCCUGCUCAGUGGGUCGACAUGGUGACAGAGGUCAGAGGGUUCACCGACCCCCAGAAGGAGGAGUACUUCAGCAAGAGGUUCACAGAUGAAGAACAGACCAACACAAUCAUCUCCCACAUCAAGAGGUCACGAAGCGUCCACAUCAUGUGUCACAUCCCAGUCUUCUGCUGGAUCACUGCUACAGUUCUGGAGGACGUGUUGAAGACCACAGACAGAAGACCACUGCCCAAGACCCUGACUGAGAUGUACAUCCACUUCCUGGUGGUUCAGGCCAAAGUCAAGAACAUCAAGUAUGAUGGAGGAUCUGACACAGAUCCACCCUGGAGUCCAGAGACCAGGAAGAUGAUUGAGUCUCUGGGAAAACUGGCCUUUGAGCAGCUGAAGAAAGGAAACCUGAUCUUCUAUGAAUCCGACCUGACAGAGUGUGGCAUCGAUAUCAGCUCAGCCUCAGUGUACUCAGGAGUGUUCACACAGGUCUUUAUAGAGGAGCGAGGACUGUACCAGGACAAGAGGUUCUGCUUCAUCCAUCUGAGUGUCCAGGAGUUUCUGGCUGCUCUUCAUGUCCAUCAGACCUUCACCAACACUGGAGUCAAUCUGCUGUCAGAAGAACAAACCACAUCCCAGAGAUCUGGAUCUGCACAGACACAGUUCUACCAGACCGCUGUGGACCAGGCCUUACAGAGUCCAAAUGGACACCUGGACCUGUUCCUCCGCUUCCUUCUGGGUCUAUCACUGCCGACCAAUCACAGUCUCCUACAAGGUCUGCUGACACAGACAGGAAGUAGCUCAGAGACCAAUCAGGAAAUAUCUAAGUACAUCAAGAAGAAGAUCAGUGAGAAUGUGUCUGCAGAGAGAAGCAUCAACCUGUUCCACUGUCUGAAUGAACUGAAGGACCAGACUCUAGUAGAAGAGAUCCAAAAUAAACUGAGUUCUGGACAUCUAGACACAGAUAAACUGUCUCCUGCUCAGUGGUCAGCUCUGGUCUUCAUUUUACUGUCAUCAGAUAAAGAUCUGGAUGUAUUUGACCUAAAGAAAUACUCAACUUCAGAGGAGGUUCUUCAAAAACUUCUGCCAGUGGUCAAAGCCUCCAACAAAGCUGUACUGAGUGGCUGUAACCUGUCAGACAGAAGCUGUGAAGGUCUGUCCUCAGUCCUCAGGUCCCAGUCCUCUAGUCUCAGACAUGUGGACCUCAGUAACAAUGACCUGAAGGAUUCAGGAGUGAAGAUACUGUCAGAUGGACUGAAGAGUCCAGGAUGCAGACUGGAAACCCUCAGACUGUCAGGAUGUCUGAUCACAGAGGAAGGAUGUUCUUCUCUGGUCUCAGCCCUAAAGUCCAAUCCGUCCCAUCUCAGACUGUUGGACGUGAGCUACAACCAUCCAGGAGACUCAGGACAGGAGCUGUCUGCUCUACUGGAGGAUCCACACUGGACACUGGACACUCUCAGGUUGGAGCCUGGUGGAGUCCGAUGGUUGAAACCAGGUCUGGGUCUGAGGAAGUAUUUCUGUGAACUCACCCUGGAUCCAAACACAGCGAACGGAGAACUCAAACUGUCUGAAAACAACAAGAAAGUAGAUCGAGUGUUUGAGGUUCAGUCAUAUCCUGAUCAUCAGGACAGAUUUGAGUGCCUUCCUCAGCUGAUGAGUUCAACUGGUCUGACUGUACCCUGUUACUGGGAGGUGGAGUGGAGUGGCACAGUUUGGAUAGCAGUGACUUACAGAGGAAUCAGAAGGAAAGGACAAAGUAUGGACUGUAGGUUUGGAGUCAAUGAUCAGUCCUGGAGUCUGGAGUGUCAUAAAGGUGGUUACGGUGUCAGUCAUAAUGGCAAAUACAUACCCCUCCCUCAGUCGUCACUGUCGUCAUUGUCCUCCUCCUCCUCCUCCUGGUCUGGUACAGUUUCAGUGUAUGUGGACUGUCCUGCUGGAUCUGUGUCCUUCUACAGAGUCUCCUCUGACAAACUGAUCCACCUCUACACCUUCAACACCACAUUCACUGAACCAGUGUUUGGAGGAUUUAGACUCUGUGGAAAUAAGUCCUCAGCGUCUCUGUGUGUUUGCAGAUUUGUCAGAAUGGAUCAGUGUGAGGACAGAAGAGCCCCUCCCUGCAAGACCACCGACAGGACCCCCACAGGACCUGGACCUGACAGGACCCCUACGGGACCUGGACCUGAUAGUCAACCCAAAGCUCUGAGCUCAGAACAAAAACCACUGACAACAAUGUUCACAGACCUGAACCGGGACCUGGACCUGGACCUGGACUUGGACCUGGACCUGAGCAUGAAGCUGGACCUAAACCUGGGCCUGGACCUGGACCUGAACAUGAACAUGAACCUGGACCUAAACAUGAAGCUGGACCUGGACCUCCAUCCAGUUGUGUGUCCUACAGCAGUGACCAUUCCAAACAAGGUUAAAUUUAUUUUAAACAUGAUCGUCCAUCAGACUCAGUUGCCCGCAGUCUCACCGCCCAAUAAGAGCCACCGAGAGCCAGUCCGGCGCUUCGGGUCUCGCUGGUACCUGGGCGCGAGGGUCUCACCAUUCCUGGGCGCGGGGGUCUCACUGGUGCCCAGGCUGCAACAGUGUCGCCAUUCCCAGGCCCAGGCUGCUGUCUCACCCAGUGAGCCACCAGGUGAAGAGACCAUGCUGCUGGAGGAGAACAUCUGCACUUUUGUCAAGAAUGAACUGAAGAAGUUCCACCAGGUUCUGAGUACAGAUUGCCCAGAAUGCUUAGAGAGUCUGAGUGAUAAAGAUGAAGAGCAGAGGAGGAGCUCAGAGGCUUUUCUGAAGAUCACACUGAACUUCCUGAGGAGGAUGAAGCAGGAGGAGCUGGCUGAGCGUCUGCAGAGCAGAAGUCAGGCUGGAGUUCAGCAGAAACUGAAACAUAACCUGCAGCAGAAGUUUGAGUGUGUGUUUGAGGGCAUCGCUAAAGCAGGAAACCCCAAAACCCUCCUGAACCAGAUCUACACAGAGCUCUACAUCACAGAGGGAGGGGCUACAGAGGUCAACCAGGACCAUGAGGUCAGACAGAUUGAAACAGCAUCCAGGAAACCACACAGACAACCAACAACCAUCACAUGUGAAGACAUCUUUAGAAGACCACCUGAAAGAGAUCAACCAAUCAGAACAGUGCUGACAAAGGGCGUGGCCGGCAUCGGGAAAACAGUCUUAACACAGAAGUUCAGUCUGGACUGGGCUGAAGACAAAGCCAACCAGGACAUCCACUUCAUAUUUCCAUUCACCUUCAGAGAGCUGAAUGUGCUGAAACAGAAGAAGUUCAGCUUGGUGGAACUGGUUCAUCACUUCUUCACUGAAACCAAAGAAACAGGAAUCUGGAUCGUUGAAGACUUCCAGGUGGUGUUCAUCUUGGACGGUCUGGAUGAGUGUCGACCUCCUCUGGACUUCAAGAACACUCAGAUCCUGACUGAUGUGACUGAGUCCACCUCAGUGGAUGUGCUGCUGAUGAACCUCAUCAGGGGGAACCUGCUUCCCUCUGCUCACCUCUGGAUAACCACACGACCUGCAGCGGCCAAUCAGAUCCCUGCUCAGUGGGUCGACAUGGUGACAGAGGUCAGAGGGUUCACUGACCCCCAGAAGGAGGUGUACUUCAGGAAGAGGUUCACAGAUGAAGAACAGACCAACAUAAUCAUCUCCCACAUCAAGAGGUCACGAAGUGUCCACAUCAUGUGUCACAUCCCAGUCUUCUGCUGGAUCACUGCUACAGUUCUGGAGGACGUGUUGAAGACCACAGACAGAAGACAACUGCCCAAGACCCUGACUGAGAUGUACAUCCACUUCCUGGUGGUUCAGGCCAAAGUCAAGAACAUCAAGUAUGAUAGAAGAUCUGACACAGAUCCACACUGGAGUCCAGAGACCAGGAAGAUGAUUGAGUCUCUGGGAAAACUGGCCUUUGAGCAGCUGAAGAAAGGAAACCUGAUCUUCUAUGAAUCCGACCUGACAGAGUGUGGCAUCGAUAUCAGCUCAGCCUCAGUGUACUCAGGAGUGUUCACACAGGUCUUUAUAGAGGAGAGUGGACUGUACCAGGACAAGAGGUUCUGCUUCAUCCAUCUGAGUGUCCAGGAGUUUGUGUCUGCUCUUCAUGUCCAUCAGACCUUCACCAACACUGGAGUCAAUCUGCUGUCAGAAGAACAAACCACAUCCCAGAGGUCUGGAUCUGCACAGACACAGUUCUACCAGACCGCUGUGGACCAGGCCUUACAGAGUCCAAAUGGACACCUUGACCUGUUCCUCCGCUUCCUCCUGGGUCUAUCACUGCCGACCAAUCAGAGUCUCCUACAAGGUCUGCUGACACAGACAGGAAGUAGCUCAGAGACCAAUCAGGAAAUAUCUAAGUACAUCAAGAAGAAGAUCAGUGAGAAUGUGUCUGCAGAGAGAAGCAUCAACCUGUUCCACUGUCUGAAUGAACUGAAGGACCAGACUCUAGUAGAAGAGAUCCAAAAUAAACUGAGUUCUGGACAUCUAGACACAGAUAAACUGUCUCCUGCUCAGUGGUCAGCUCUGGCCUUCAUUUUACUGUCAUCAGAUAAAGAUCUGGAUGUAUUUGACCUAAAGAAAUACUCAACUUCAGAGGAGGUUCUUCAGAAACUUCUGCCAGUGGUCAAAGCCUCCAACAAAGCUGUGUGAGUAGAAAGAUAGUUCCAUUCAUUGAAUAGCAAUUUAAUGUAAUGUCAUAUUUGUAAAGGUACUAACAUGGUUUUAUCUCUCUGCAGACUGAGUGGCUGUAACCUGUCAGACAGAAGCUGUGAAGGUCUGUCCUCAGUCCUCAGGUCCCAGUCCUCUAGUCUCAGACAUGUGGACCUCAGUAACAAUGACCUGAAGGAUUCAGGAGUGAAGAUACUGUCAGAUGGACUGAAGAGUCCAGGAUGCAGACUGGAGACCCUCAGACUGUCAGGAUGUCUGAUCACAGAAGAAGGAUGUUCUUCUCUGGUCUCAGCCCUAAAGUCCAAUCCAUCCCAUCUCAGACUGUUGGACGUGAGCUACAACCAUCCAGGAGACUCAGGACAGGAACUGUCUGCUCUGCUGGAGGAUCCACACUGGACACUCACCAUGACUGGGCGGCCAUGGCUCAGAUGGUUGGAGCCUGGUGGAGUCCGAUGGUUGAAACCAGGUCUGGGUCUGAGGAAGUAUUUCUGUGAACUCACCCUGGAUCCAAACACGGCGAACGGAGAACUCAAACUGUCUGAAAACAACAAGAAGGUGGAACUAGUGGAUGAGGUUCAGUCAUAUCCUGAUCAUCAGGACAGAUUUGAGUUCCAUCCUCAGCUGAUGAGUUCAACUGGUCUGAGUGGUCGCUGUUACUGGGAGGUGGAGUUGAGUGGAACGGUCUGGAUAUCAGUGACUUACAGAGGAAUCAGAAGGAAAGGAGACAGUAAAGACUGUUGGUUUGGAUUCAAUGAUCAGUCCUGGAGUCUGAGCUGUAAUAAAGGGGGUUACGGUGUCUGUCAUAAUGACAAAUACACAGUCCUCCCUCAGUCCUUCUCCUCCUCUUCCUCUGGUACAGUUUCAGUGUAUGUGGACUGUCCUGCUGGAUCUGUGUCCUUCUACAGAGUCUCCUCUGACAAACUGAUCCACCUCCACACCUUCAACACCACAUUCACUGAACCAGUGUUUGGAGGAUUUAGACUCUGUGGAAAGAAGUCCUCAGCGUCUCUGUGUGAAGUGUAGUUGUGUUUGUGUAUUGUAGUUGUGUUUGUGUAGUUGUGUAUUUGUAGUUGGGCCUAGUCACGCAGCCUGUUUUCAACUUUUCCAUCUAUUUGGCCUCAUAACUUUUGAACAAAUUGCACUAACCUUUUGCAAAUUACAUCACUGGAAAGGUAAGAAAUAGACCUUUAAGACAUUUGAUAUGGAUAAAUAUGUCAGAUUAAUUUUUGUCAGUGGAAAUAGGGAAAAACUUAAAAGUGACAGACUCACAAAAAACCACAGGCAAUUUUGACACCAAAAAGUAAAUGGUCAUAACAUGUUGUGCCUAGGUGAUAUUUUCUUGCUGAAUACAUAGAAAUGUUUCAAAAUAUAGUUUAUAAUGCAAUAGUUUUGGUUUUGAAACUCUGAAAUUUUUAUUACCAGAGUUAUGAAAAAAAAAUCUGAAGCAAAAGUCAAGCGACAGACUCACAAAACUGGGUCACUGGGCAAUCCUUAUGUAAAAUGUGGAGGUCUCACUCAGUAAAUGUAUUGCAUUUAUGUCACCAAUUAUUUAACCACAAAAUAACAAAUACAUAAAUAUAAAAAAUAAUAUUGUAUUACUUAAAAAAAAAAAAAAAAAGUAAAUAAUAUGUAAGAUUGA
This is a messenger RNA of Sphaeramia orbicularis (orbiculate cardinalfish), 7763 nucleotides long. RefSeq lists its product as uncharacterized. Lineage: Eukaryota; Metazoa; Chordata; Actinopteri; Kurtiformes; Apogonidae. Gene Ontology annotation, molecular function: protein binding. The record is from RefSeq and is a predicted model, not a curated record. The transcript is spliced from 20 exons.